Dibothriocephalus latus is the source of this 708-nucleotide messenger RNA. The record is from the annotation of a GenBank genome assembly. Lineage: Eukaryota; Metazoa; Platyhelminthes; Cestoda; Diphyllobothriidea; Diphyllobothriidae.
AUGUCUCAACUGUCAGAUAGUAGACAUGUCGUGUCCCACCCUCGCCCGGGAACAAUCCCUUUAUCGACCAUGCUUGAAUACCUUUGUCAGAAAACAUAUACAGACUUGAUGCGCCUAGUUGAUCUACUCCCGAGUAAGACAGACCUGGAAAAAAAAAUCGAACUUGCGAAAUUUUUCAGUCGAACAAGGAACUUAUUCAUAAGGCUUGAAGCACUUGUAAAAUGGGCCAAUAGUGCAUCCAAGGUGGACAAAUGUGAAGUCACGCUUACGCUCUUAUCAGAGGCUCUGGAUUUUCCAUGGCGCAUACUUUCUAUCUCUUUACUUGUCUGCGACCCAGAAAUCAGUGCUGGAUCCCCUCUUCUUCACCCCCUUCAAACGCGCUUCCUGCAUUCCCAGGCUCAGUCGCGAAUUCUCUACCAAAAUUUCGACAAGCGUCCACCUCUCCUCCACCUCUAUGAGAUGCUACCUUACACUGUCACUAUUCAUACAGACCCGCUGGAUCCCCAACGACCUCUCUGUUUGACCCAUCACCCAAAACUGUCUGUAUUGGAUGCCAACAAAAUAGGUUCAAUAGUUAAGUUGGCGUCACCCUAUGCCAGGGGUCGGGAACGUAUGGCUCGCGAGCCAGGGGGACCAUCUCUCGCUAUCGAAUUUGCUCUCAAGGACUGUUGUUGUUCGUGCAGAGAGAAUAUUAAAGGUGAUGAUUGA